AGUCGAUUAUCGUCUUUACUCUAAAUUAGAUCGUAAAGUAUUAGUUUUAUGCGACUUUCCAUGUGAUUAAGAAAAUGUCCAGUGAUCAUGAAGUGAAGAGCAGAGAUCGAGAUGCCGAAAUAAGAAGAGAACAACUGGAAGAUGCAAAAAUACCAUUUUGGAAGAAGCGUAGAUAUCACGUUAUCGUUAUGAUCUUCUUUGGUUUGUUCAAUUUAAUAAAUCUUCGGAUGAAUCUCAGUGUUACGAUAGUUGCCAUGACACAGAAAGUAAAUGAGACCCUCAGUGAUGGAACUACAAUUGAGAAACAAGAUUUUGAUUGGGAUUCGAAGACACAGGGCCUCAUUCUAAGUUCCUUCUUUUAUGGCUACAUUGCAACACAGCUUUUGGGAGGAUUUUUGUCAGCUAAAUUUGGAGGCCAUUUGGUAUUUGGAAUCGGACUUGGAGUAACUUCUGUCUUGGCCUUGUUGAUACCAAUGGCUGCUAAGACCCAUCUGGGUUUAUUUCUUGCGGCAAGGAUUCUUCAGGGAAUUUUUGAAGGCGGUACCUUUCCUUCAAUUAUUGCAAUUUGGGGAGAAUGGGCACCGAUCUACGAAAGGUCCUUUAUGGCAAACAUAGCUUAUACGGGAAAUUAUCUUGGAAUCAUUGGGGCCAUGCUCCUUUCUGGUAUAGUGACUGUGGCUCUAGGUUGGGAAUAUGUCUUCUAUAUAUUUGGUGCUCUGGGAUGCUUUUGCUACAUAUGCUGGAUCAUCAUAGUUAAAGCUGAUCCCAAUACGGAUCCAUUUAUAACAGAUGCGGAAAAGAACUAUAUUUUGUCAAGUUUAGGAGAUCGAACUAAGGAUAAAAAUAUUAAACAUCCCUGGAAAGAUAUUUUGACAUCAACGGCAGUUUGGGCUGUUGCAAUAGGGAACUUUACAUCAAUGUGGGGUACCCUUACACUUCAGACUCAACUACCAACAUUUCUAAGUGAUACCCUCGAUUACAACUUGGACGUAACCGGUAUUAUAGCAGCUGCCCCAUAUAUGGUUAUUAUUUGCCUGCUUUUCGUAUCUGGAUUUCUAGCUGAUUGGUUCCAUGUCAAAGGAUAUCUGAGAACUGGCCAAGUUCGUCGAUAUUUCAACUGUUUUGCCUUUAUUAUGCAAAUGAUUUUCUUACUCCUCAUAACUUUCACAACCAGUCCAGUUGUUAUUAUUUCAUCCUUAUGUUUUGCUGUUGGAUUUGGAGCCUUUUCUUGGUCUGGAUAUGCGAUCAAUGCCUUGGACUUAGCACCAAGUCAUGCAUCGGUGAUAAAAGGUGUGGCUAGCACAGUGGGAACCCUGGCUGGUAUUAUCAGUCCGAUUGCGGCAGGGAAUAUAGUCAUGGAUAAAAGUCGAGAACAGUGGCGGAUAGUCUUUUACAUUGCAGCAGGAGUUUAUUUAGCAGGUGCUGUAUUUUGUUGGAUAUUUGUCAGAGGAAAUAUUCAGUCAUGGGCAAAAAUUGAUCUCGAUCGUUUGGCAGCUAAAAAGGCUGAAAGCGAAAAUGAAAGAAACACGAGAAAUUUAUAAUUUAGGAAUAAACAUUUUGAAAUUAA
Molecule: messenger RNA, 1567 nt
Organism: Phlebotomus papatasi
Lineage: Eukaryota; Metazoa; Arthropoda; Insecta; Diptera; Psychodidae
Product: vesicular glutamate transporter 1-like
Exons: 6
Coding region: 75-1541 (488 amino acids)
Biological process (GO): transmembrane transport; monoatomic anion transport
Cellular component (GO): plasma membrane
Molecular function (GO): transmembrane transporter activity
Source: RefSeq, a predicted model, not a curated record